Aplosporella prunicola CBS 121167 is the source of this 1451-nucleotide messenger RNA. RefSeq lists its product as uncharacterized. Bases 15 to 1256 code for a protein of 413 amino acids. The record is from RefSeq and is a predicted model, not a curated record. The transcript has 3 exons. NCBI's taxonomy places the organism in Eukaryota, Fungi, Ascomycota, Dothideomycetes, Botryosphaeriales, Aplosporellaceae. Gene Ontology annotation, molecular function: O-methyltransferase activity.
CUGAGCAUUGCAUCAUGUCUUCCAAAACAUUGACUGAACUAGCAGAGUCCCUGCUGGCCAAAGCAAAGGAACUCGAAUCGCACGAGUCAACCGGAAGAUUCCCAGCAAACGGAAGACAUGCUUUGACAAACCUCACUGCAGAGGGGGCGGAAUGUCGCUUUGAUCUUCUCGACAACCUUCAAGAGUUGCAACGAACUGUUCUCGGCCCCCAUGAAUAUUUUGUCGAGCUCGCAUUUUCUAGCAACACACUGCUAGGUCUGCAAUCCCUCUACCGUUAUAAUCUUCCAGUUCUUGUGCCCGAAGAAGGCACAAUUUCCUUCACGGAACUCGCAAAAGCCGCCGGUCAAGACGAAAACAUCAUUCGGCGCCUUUUGCGCUUCGUAAUGCUCCACGGCGUCUUCAGUGAGCCGAUAGAGGGCUACGUUAAGCACACCGAGAUGUCACUGUUCCUCCACAAAACCCCUGACGUUCUGGGCAUGCUAGGCUUCUUCGACAGCCAAGCAAUCCCGGCACUGCGGACGUUGGAUGCACUCGAGAAAUGGUCUGGCUCCCAUGAGCCCACUCACUCGGGCUAUAACUUGGCGUAUCAAACCUCUGAGUCAAAAUUCGUGCACAUGGCGAAAAAUCCAGAGAUCGUCAAGGCUGCCAGUGGUACUUUUCGCUCAACACGCCGCGCCCAAGGCCCGGGCUUCGAGACUCGGAGCUCACUCCUAUCCGAGAUCGACCAGCCCAACAGUGUGUUUGUAGACAUCGGGGGAAACAGGGGCUACAUUAGCCGAUCGCUAGCGGAGCUGACGACGCACCUCCGGUUCAUUGUACAGGAUCUACCUGGUACCUUGAAAGAUGCAGAGAAAGAUAUACCUGAGACACUUCGUGGCCGCAUCGAGUUCAUGGCGCACAGCUUCUUCGAAUUGCAGCCUGUCAAAAACGCCGAUGUUUAUUUCUUCCGUCUAAUCAUGCACGACUGGCCAGACAAAUCAUGCGUCCAGAUCUUGCGCAAUUUGGUCCCGGCAUUGAAGAAUGGCGCGAGAGUCGUUUUUGUGGAGCAUAUAUUGCCGGAGCGUGGAAGCAAUUCGUGUAGGCAAAAGAUAACGAGGAACACGGACCUGGUCAUGCUGGCGAAUUUCAACUCCCGUGAGCGCACAGAGAAAGAAUGGCAGGCUUUAUUUGCGGAAGCGGAUACAAGAUUUGGAAAUUUCAAAACAGAGUCCUGGCCUGGGACAUUCUCCCUCAUCCAGGUUACAUGGGAAGGUUGAACCGAUGAUGUUUAUCAUUGGUCAGAAUGUAGUCAGGAAACUGAUUAUCACUGUACCGUCUUGUCUUCUUGUAAGGGUGCAGUUUUCAAUAUUCAAAUAACUUCUCCCCUCUACACAUAAAUUGCAAGCAGCCACAGCGAUGCGAGGCCUUUGUCACAGGAAACCUAUUUGUAAUAUAUUAAGACAAUAUAUAGC